AUGAAAGGUGUCAUCUUUGCUAACCAAGGGGCCGACCCCAAAGUCGUUGACACGCUGGAGAGACCAAAACCGGGACCGGACCAGCUCCUUGUGAAGUCGGUUUUUGUAGCCAUUAAUCCAGUCGACUCCUUCAUGAGCGAGUAUGGACUCCUUGUCGUCAGUUGGCCCCUGGUCCUGGGUGUCGACACUGGUGGAAUUGUCGUUGAGGCCGGGGAGCAAGCUCAAACCAAAUACGGCUUCAAGGCUGGCGAUGAGGUCUUCGGUUGCACCCGGCUUGGGUCGACGAACUAUGCUGCUGGUCAGGAGUAUUUCCUUAUGGACGCUCGAGUUACCAUGCACAAGCCAAAGAACAUCUCGUUGGUACAGGCUGCUACACUGGGGGUGGCUGCGGAAACGGCAUUUCUUGGCUUGAUUGAUGGUCUCAAAAUCCCGCUGCCAGAUCCGCAGAACCUCCCUACUGCUCACGACGACUGGGUCAUUGUGCUGGGUGGUGCGAGUAGUGUUGGAAAAUGUGCUAUACAGUUAGCCCGGGCCUGUGGCUACAAGGUGGCGACAUCAUGUUCGACCAAGUCUGCCGCUGCAGUCAAAGAACUCGGUGCAAUCCCGUUCGACUACAAGGUCCCCCUCGAGGAGCAAGUCAAGGCAGUCAUGGAAAUCACCUCGGGCAAAGUGUCGAAAAUCUUUGACGCAGCUGCGGCAGAUGAUCCUUUGUUGGCCAAGGAACUUUUCAAAGCAACGAAUGAAGCCAAUAAAUGCUUUGCAACGACGAAUGAUUGGACAGGUAUCAGUGAUUUUGAGGGUGGCAAGACACACUUGUUGAAGCUCGGUGGGGUUGGACGCCCUGAGGCGGAAGGGUUGAAUGCAAUGAUUGAACAGUACAAGCCAGUGAUAGUAGACCUGAUCGAAGCUGGCAAAUUGCGUCCUAUGGAUUAUGUCUUGUACGGAGAAGGCGGGUUCGACGACGCUGUGAAUGCCUACAGGCACCAGAAGUCCGGCGCAGCUGGAUCACGAAAGGUAGUUGUCAAGGUCCAGGAUCCAUAG
Exophiala spinifera is the source of this 1041-nucleotide messenger RNA. RefSeq lists its product as uncharacterized. The record is from RefSeq and is a predicted model, not a curated record. The coding region runs from base 1 to 1041 and encodes 346 amino acids. The transcript is spliced from 2 exons. Gene Ontology annotation, molecular function: oxidoreductase activity, acting on NAD(P)H. NCBI's taxonomy places the organism in Eukaryota, Fungi, Ascomycota, Eurotiomycetes, Chaetothyriales, Herpotrichiellaceae.